This is a messenger RNA of Dentiscutata erythropus, 542 nucleotides long. The record is from the annotation of a GenBank genome assembly. Lineage: Eukaryota; Fungi; Glomeromycota; Glomeromycetes; Diversisporales; Gigasporaceae.
AUACAAUAUCGGCGUAUUUUUUGUCAAAACCAUCUUGAAGCUUAUGAUGUGAUUACUGAAGACAAUCUGGUUCCUCCUGAUGUUACAUUAUAUGAUGCAAUUAAUUUUGUAGCUCAAGCAUGGAAAAAUGUUACUUCAAGUACAAUUAUUCGUAGCUGGGGUAGAGCUGGUAUACUUUCAUCUAUGGAAAAUUUGGAUGAUACUAUGCAUGAAGAAACUGAAUUGAAAGCCUCUGCAUCUGAAGAAGCCAAAUUAGAAGCAGAGAUUAUUAAUAUUAUUGAAUGUUUACCAAUUGAUGAUCCCUUAGAUAUACAAGAAUAUAUCAAGAUUGAUAAUUAUAUGAACAUCGAAGAUGACUUAACUAUAAAUGAAAUUGUUGAUAUAGUUAAUGGACAAGAUGAGAGUGAAUCAGAAAAAGAACAAGAAGAAAUGGUUAAAAUUGGGGAUGCAAUCGUAGGACUUGAUAACUUGAUAAAAUAUGUUCAGCAAAAUAAUCUAGAAAUUACUUCAUCUUUAAUGAAAGAUUUGUGUAGUCUUAAAAA